This is a messenger RNA of Saccharomyces paradoxus, 2199 nucleotides long. It is a transcript of the gene FCP1, whose product is annotated as protein serine/threonine phosphatase. Gene Ontology annotation, molecular function: RNA polymerase II CTD heptapeptide repeat phosphatase activity. Gene Ontology annotation, cellular component: nucleus. The coding region runs from base 1 to 2199 and encodes 732 amino acids. The record is from RefSeq and is a predicted model, not a curated record. Lineage: Eukaryota; Fungi; Ascomycota; Saccharomycetes; Saccharomycetales; Saccharomycetaceae. The transcript has a single exon.
AUGACCACACAAAUAAGGUCUCCCGAAGGCUUGCCGUAUCCCAUUCAGAUUGAUAAACUCAUCCCAAGUGUAGGUUCGUACCUUCAUGAAGGCGAUAGGUUGCUUGUCUAUAAGUUUUGGUACUUGGUGGAAAGGGCCUCAGACACCAGUGAUGAUGACAACGAGCACGAUGCUUCCCCCGGCGGCGGCACCGGCAGUAAUGGUGCCUCUCCGCCAACCAAACAACUGCGUGAAUCCAUAGAAUUCUUCGAAAGUCCCUACGAGGGGGAUUUGAUUAGUUGGAAUGUAGACGUAGGAGACGAAGUAGCCACUGCUAAUCAAGUGAUUUGCGAAAUAAAAAGACCGUGCAAUCACGAUGUCGUGUAUGGUGGACUGUGCACUCAAUGUGGGAAAGAAGUCUCCGCGGAUGCCUUCGAUGGUGUGCCAUUAGACGUUGUCGGAGACAUGGACUUACAAAUUAGCGAGACGGAAGCUAUUAGAACUGGCAAGGCAUUGAAAGAGCAUUUGCGACGGGAUAAGAAACUUAUCUUAGUAGUGGAUUUAGAUCAAACCAUCAUCCAUUGUGGUGUGGACCCUACCAUUGCAGAGUGGAAGAACGACCCUAAUAAUCCGAAUUUUGAAACGCUAAGAGAUGUCAAGAGCUUUACAUUGGACGAGGAGUUAGUACUGCCACUUAUGUACAUGAAUGACGACGGUUCUAUGCUGAGACCGCCUCCCGUGAGAAAAUGUUGGUACUACGUGAAAGUAAGGCCUGGUUUAAAGGAAUUCUUCGCUAAAGUAGCACCCCUUUUUGAAAUGCAUAUCUACACAAUGGCUACAAGGGCUUAUGCCUUGCAAAUUGCCAAGAUCGUGGACCCUACGGGCGAAUUGUUUGGCGAUAGAAUCCUGUCGCGUGAUGAAAAUGGGUCCCUAACGACAAAAUCAUUAGCCAAACUAUUCCCCACCGAUCAGUCAAUGGUUGUUGUUAUUGACGACAGAGGCGAUGUUUGGAAUUGGUGUCCAAACUUAAUCAAAGUUGUUCCUUAUAACUUCUUUGUUGGCGUUGGUGAUAUCAAUUCUAAUUUCUUGCCGAAGCAAUCUACCGGAAUGUUACAGCUAGGGAGGAAGACAAGACAGAAGAGCCAAGAAUCUCAGGAACUGCUGACAGAUAUUAUGGAUAACGAAAAGAAAUUACAAGAAAAGAUAGAUAAGGAAGUCAAACGCCAGGAAGAAAAGUUAAAUCAUCAACUGGCGACUGCUGAGGAGCCCCCCGCAAACGAAUCCAAAGAAGAGUUGACAAAGAAACUAGAAUACUCAGCAUCCUUGGAAGUCCAACAACAAAAUCGACCCUUGGCCAAACUACAAAAACACCUGCAUGAUCAAAAACUUCUAGUCGAUGACGACGACGAACUAUAUUACUUAAAGGGCACGCUAUCAAACAUUCACAAAACUUAUUACGAUAUGCUCUUGCAACAAAAUGAACUAGAACCAAAUCUGAUGGAAAUCAUACCAAGCCUGAAGCAGAAAGUCUUUCAAAAUUGCUAUUUUGUUUUUUCAGGGUUAAUACCUCUUGGGACCGAUAUCCAAAGGUCGGAUAUAGUGAUAUGGACAAGUACAUUUGGUGCCACUUCUACUUCAGACAUAGAUUACCUCACGACACAUUUAAUAACCAAGAAUCCCAGUACUUAUAAAGCGCGUCUAGCGAAAAAGUUCAACCCACAGAUUAAAGUUGUCCAUCCAGAUUGGAUAUUCGAGUGUCUGGUGAAUUGGAAAAAGGUGGACGAAAAACCCUACGCUUUAAUCGUGGACAGCCCCAUUUCUGAUGAGGAGUUACAAAACUUUCAAACACAACUACAAAAAAGACAAGAAUAUCUGGAGGAGAGUCAAGAACAACAGCAUAUGUUGACAUCACAAGAAAAUCUAAAUCUGUUCGCUGCUGGUACCUCGUGGUUGAAUAAUGACGACGAUGAAGAUAUUCCGGAUACGGCCAGCGAUGAUGAUGAAGAUGAUGAUCACAACGACGAAAGUGAUGACGAAAACAACUCGGAAGGCAUUGACAGAAAGAGGAGCAUCGAGGACAAUCAUGAUGAUACAUCGCAAAAGAAGACUAAGGCAGAACCUUCUCAAGACGGUCCUGUACAACAUAAAGGAGAAGGAGACGACAACGAAGACAGCGAUUCACAGUUGGAGGAAGAGUUGAUGGGUAUGCUGGAUGGUUAG